Messenger RNA from Carlito syrichta (Philippine tarsier), 2653 nucleotides. Its product is annotated as zinc finger protein 780B-like. The record is from RefSeq and is a predicted model, not a curated record. Lineage: Eukaryota; Metazoa; Chordata; Mammalia; Primates; Tarsiidae. Gene Ontology annotation, biological process: regulation of DNA-templated transcription.
GGCGCGGGCCGGCUCGGGCCGGAGCCCCAGGCUCGUGCCAUUAUCCAAAAGAAGGACCUGGGAGAGGAUGAGAGUAUUAGUGCUGCACACGUAAAAGUCAAGAGGGAGAAACCUGAGGAAGAUUGACCAAUUUUUUAAUUCUAAAAACAUGGUCCACGGAUCAGUGACAUUCAGGGAUGUGGCCAUUGACUUCUCUCAGGAGGAGUGGGAAUGUCUGGAGCCUACUCAGAGGAGCUUGUACAGGGAUGUAAUGUUGGAAAACUACAGCAAUCUGAUCUCAUUGGGAAGUUUCAUUUCCAAGCCAGGUGUGAUUACCUUGCUAGAGCAAGAGAAAGAGCCCUGGAUGGUUGUGAGGAAAGAAACAAGCAGAUGGUACCCAGAUUUGGAGUCAAAUUAUGGCGCCGAGACAGUAUCUCCAGAAAAUGAUAUUUCAGAAAUAAAUUUACCCAAACAGAUUAUAAAGCAAAUAAAUAAAACUCUUGGCCUCGAGGCCUCCCAUUUUAGACAUGACUCAAAAUAUAGAAGUAGAUUUGAGAGACUCCAGGGACAUCAAGAAGGAUAUAUCAAUCAAAAGAUCAUCAGCUGUGAAAAAAUGUCUCUGUAUAGUCAUCUUACUCCCCUUAUUCAUAAUACAGAUAAACCAUAUGAAUGUAAGGAAUGUGGGAAGCACUUUAGUCGUGGUUCAAACCUUGUUCAGCAUCAGAGUAUUCAUACUGGAGAGAAACCCUAUGAAUGUAAGGAAUGUGAGAAGACCUUUAGACUUAACAUACAACUUAUUCGACAUCAGAAAUUUCAUACUGGUGAAAAACCUUUUGAAUGUAGAGAAUGUGGAAAGGCCUUUAGUCUUCCCACCCAGCUUAAUCGCCAUAAGAACAUUCAUACAGGUGAGAAGCCAUUUGAAUGUAAAGAAUGUGGGAAGUCCUUUAAUCGUAGUUCAAACCUUAUUCAGCAUCAAAGUAUUCAUGCUGGUGCUAAACCAUAUGAAUGUAAAGAGUGUGGGAAAGGCUUUAAUCGUGGUUCAAACCUUAUUCAGCAUCAGAAAAUUCAUUCCAAUGAGAAGCCCUUUGUAUGUAAGGAAUGUAAGAUGGCCUUUAGAUAUCAUUACCAACUUAUUGAACAUUGUCAAAUUCAUACUGGUGAGAAACCCUUUGAAUGUACAGAAUGUGGAAAGGCCUUUACUCUUCUGACAAAGCUUGUUCGACAUCAGAAGAUUCAUACUGGCGAGAAACCCUUUGAAUGUAAGGAAUGUGGAAAGGCCUUUUGUCUUCUCAACCAGCUUAAUCGCCAUAAGAAUAUCCACUCAGGUGAAAAACCCUUUGAAUGUAAGGAAUGUGGGAAGUCCUUUAAUCGUAGCUCAAACCUUAUUCAACAUCAGAGUAUUCAUGCUGGUGCUAAACCAUAUGAAUGUAAGGAGUGUGGAAAAGGCUUUAAUCGUGGUGCAAAUCUUAUUCAGCAUCAGAAAAUUCAUUCCAAUGAGAAGCCCUUUGUAUGUAAGGAAUGUGGGAUGGCCUUUAGAUAUCAUUAUCAACUUAUUGAACAUUGUCGAAUUCAUACUGGCGAAGAACCCUUUGAAUGUAAAGAAUGUGGAAAGACCUUUAGUCUUCUGACACAGCUUGUUCGACAUCAGAACAUUCAUACAGGUGAGAAACCUUUUCAAUGUAAGGAAUGUGGAAAGGCCUUUAGUCGUGGCUCAAACCUUGUUCAGCAUCAGAGUAUUCAUACUGGUGAGAAACCCUAUGAAUGUAAGGAAUGUGGGAAGGCAUUUAGACUUCACCUACAACUUUCUCAACAUCAGAAAAUUCAUACUGGUGAGAAACCUUUUGAAUGUAAGGAAUGUGGGAAACUUUUUCGUCGUGGUUCAAAUCUUAAUCAACAUAGAAGUAUUCAUACUGGAAAAAAACCCUUUGAAUGUAAGGAAUGUGGAAAAACCUUUCGCCUUCAUAUGCAGCUUAUUCGACAUCAGAAAUUCCAUACUGGUAAGAAACCUUUUGAGUGUAGGGAAUGUGGAAAGGUCUUUAGUCUUCCUACUCAGCUUAAUCGCCAUAAGAAUAUUCAUACAGGUGAGAAGCCAUUUGAAUGUAAGGAAUGUGGGAAGUCCUUUAAUCGUGUCUCAAACCUUGUCCAGCAUCAGAGUAUUCAUGCUGGUGUGAAGCCAUAUAAAUGUAAGGAGUGUGGAAAAGGUUUUAAUCGUGGUUCAAACCUUAUUCAGCAUCAGAAAAUUCAUUCUAGUGAAAAACCCUUUGAAUGUAAGAAUUGUAGAAGGGCUUUUAGAUACCAUUACCAACUUAUUGAACAUUGCCAAAUUCAUACUGGUGAGAAACCUUUUGAAUGUAAAGAAUGUGGAAAAGCAUUUAGUCUUCUGACACAACUUACUCGACACCAGAAUAUUCAUACUGGUGGGAAGCCAUUUGAAUGUAAGGAAUGUGGGAAGGCCUUCAGUCGUGGCUCAAGCCUUGUUCAACACCAGAGUAUUCAUACUGGUGAGAAACUCUGUGAAUGUAAGGAGUGUGGGAAGGCUUUUAGACUUCAUCUACAACUUUCUCAACAUCGAAAAACAAUACAGGUGAGAAACCCUUUGAAUGUAAGGAAUGUGGGACAACCUUCAGACAUCACUACCUACUUAUUGAACAUCAGAAAAUUCAUACUAGGGUGA